Aspergillus clavatus NRRL 1 is the source of this 1248-nucleotide messenger RNA. RefSeq lists its product as uncharacterized. The coding region runs from base 1 to 1248 and encodes 415 amino acids. The transcript is spliced from 2 exons. Lineage: Eukaryota; Fungi; Ascomycota; Eurotiomycetes; Eurotiales; Aspergillaceae. The record is from RefSeq and is a predicted model, not a curated record.
AUGGGUCGACCUGACAAUCUCCGCGAUGUAGAAUCGCAUAUAGACGAGGAUAGCUCGGACGAUCUUACAUGGGUCGCGGUGUUAAAAUGGUUUGCCAUCACUUACGCAUGCAUCCUGGUAGUGCUUAUCGGUCUAUGCCUUCGCUGUCCAUCGCUAUUCGAGACAGGAUUGCUUUCCUUCCUGUCUCUACGAGGAUUGAAAGCUCCUUUCUAUGCAUAUUCCCCUGGGACCGGAUACUUUGACAAACCAGCGGGAAUUGAGAUCGUCGCCCUCGUGCCAUUUAAGCAUCACGAGCAAACAUCGAUCCUGGACUGUUAUCUGCAGAGAAACCUAGUCUUCAAUCAUGGAUUUCUCGACAGAGUGACCUUCGUUUCGCAGACUAACGACACACGAAGCCUGGAAUGGCUGACCUCGACAGUCGAAGAUACAGCUGCUUAUCGCAUCAGCACAACACAAGACGCACUGGACCAGACGCAUUUAAAUAAGGAAACACUCUUUAUAUGGCUCGAUGGUGACACCGUCUUCCUCGAAGACCAGACUAUCCCAACAAUUGUGAAAACAAAGCUUGAUCAUCCAAAUUCAUUGGCUGUCGCAGCAAAUGUCGUCAACCAAGCAGCUCUCGCCGCACUUCAUAGUCAUUCUGGAAUUACCUUACCCUACCUUCCAGAGAUCGAUGCCACUUCAGCGAUUGCUCAGCUUUCUCCUGAGGAAACCCAGGAUUGGCAUGCAUCCAAACUUCCUCGGUGGAGCGGUCCAAAUGACUUCAAUAUUCGGGAGGGAUUCCCUACGCCUGCCCACAAACAUCGCUGGCUUCUCUCGGAUGAAAACCAGGUUGAGCGGACUCCCAUAAGUGCAUCCAUGUAUACGACCGAGGGGCCAAGCUUCGGUCAUUGGACGGUGAAAGCUCAGCAGCAUUACUCUUUUCUGCACCACCUUGAACUAGAUGAUAUCUACCACUACAAAUUUCCCAGCUGGAGUAACCCAGCCGAGUCUGUUAGUCGGAAUCUUUUGUGCUUCUGGGAAGCCGAUGCAAGUGCUGUGCAAUUCCACAUUUUGGAAAAUGAUUCUCAGAUCCCAUUCCGGUCGAAGGAAAGUACUGGAGGUCACGCCAGAGAUAUUAUCAUCGAUGGCAAGGGUCUGGCGGCACAUUAUUCAUCAGAUGGGGAAGCAGAGGGAUUGGAGUCCACCGAUAUCCUCCAGCGGUAUGGGGCAUAUGCUAGAGAAAUGGCCUGUCUUGACACCUUUUGA